Molecule: messenger RNA, 4338 nt
Organism: Folsomia candida
Lineage: Eukaryota; Metazoa; Arthropoda; Collembola; Entomobryomorpha; Isotomidae
Product: ecdysone-induced protein 78C
Exons: 7
Coding region: 650-2440 (596 amino acids)
Biological process (GO): regulation of DNA-templated transcription
Molecular function (GO): DNA-binding transcription factor activity; sequence-specific DNA binding; zinc ion binding
Source: RefSeq, a predicted model, not a curated record
UGUGAAAUUAUCUUGCAGUUCUUCCUCCACCUUCGUCUCGACCAGGUCGUCUCUCUCCGCUCCUUUCUCCGCAAAAUAAUAACAUCGCCGCCGAAUUUGUAGGCAUGACGCUGUUUUCCGUGAUUGUGAUCCCCCCGUUCGUGGGGCGUGAGUAGGGAAAAAGUGGGGCGAAUGUCGGGGUGGUGAUUUGGAUUACAUAACUUUUUUUCCCGAGAAGUGAAUGGUGAUUGAGGAAUUCUUCCGUCUCAUCAUUCGUUACAUUCCAUUGUUGGAGUGUUUCUGUGAGCGUGUUUCUGGGUGACGAGAAGUGGAGGAGUUUUUUUACUUAUUUGAAAUACUUAGUUUAGUGGGAUGUUUGUGGACGUAAAUAUUUAUUUAAUUGGAUACGUGAAGGAGCAGGUGAAGUGACGAGCUGCAUAUUUAUUUAGACAAUACCGGUGGUCAGUCUCCGGUGGUUAAGAAGAAGAAACUGGAGGAAAAGGCGAGGAUUUGAGACGAAGGAGAAGAAGCAACCGUGUGUGAAAUCUCAUUACUUACUUGAUUUAGCUGCUACAGAAUUCACUCGACUUUCACCACCGUUCGUGGCAACCAUUAAAAAAAAUCCUCUUUCUCCGCCUCGUCACCGUCCUCCUUCCUCCUCGUCGACACCAUGUUCAAAGUGGAAUCCUCCAGUGCUGCGACGAGCAGCAGCAGCUCGGGCCUGACCAUCCCAUCCAGCAAUUUCGACUUUGAACUGAGCUUCUGUGACGAUGGGACGACGGAAGAUUUGUUCGACUCCUUCGCCACGUCUCCUUCCGCUAUGGACUCCACUUCCGGGCUGGAAUCCUCCACCGACAACAAUAGUGCAGGGGGCGUGGUGCGAGGGAUCAAAAUCGAACCUAGCAGUGACGACGAUCAGUCCGAAGUCAUGUCGACGGAGGUUUCGCCAGCUCCUCCGCCACCCCCGCAGGACAACCUGGUCGUCGUGUCGUCCUCCUCCAUCGGGCUGGACGGGAGUAACCCCUCCACCUCGAGCAGCAGCAAUAAUAAAAUAAUCAUGGGGGGCAGCCUCAUCUCCUCGACGCGACAGGGGGGAGAAGACUCGCCCAAAAAUAUGGACAAGAGUAGUGGCAACAAACUCAACGCCACGAGUUCGUCCGGGAGUAUUAGUAAUAAUAAUAAUGCGAUUGGAAAUUCCGUUAAAAAAGAAGGUGUAUUUGCGGAUUCGAAUAAUAAAUCCUUUCAUCCAUGCCGGGUUUGUGGGGACAAGGCGUCCGGCUAUCACUACGGGGUGACUUCGUGCGAGGGGUGUAAAGGCUUCUUUCGACGGAGUAUUCAGAAACAGAUUGAGUACAGAUGUUUGAGGGACGGGAAAUGUCUGGUGAUUCGCCUAAAUAGGAAUCGAUGUCAAUAUUGUCGAUUCAAAAAGUGCCUCGCUGUCGGAAUGUCGCGAGAUUCGGUGCGUUAUGGCCGUGUUCCGAAACGUUCUCGAGAAGUGAUAACAUCCGCGGAAGCCGACCAAUCUUCCUUCGAUGGGACGUCGCCCCAUUCGGGAUCACCUGGCUCGAAUAGUGGAUCUCCGCCCAGUACCACCACGGAAUCCGCGUCCACUACGAAUGGUGGCAUUGUUGGGAGCACGGUCAAUAAUAGCACCGUCAAUAAUAACAAUACGAGCCCCACAUCGACAGUUGGUGUGUCUGAAAACAAUAGCAGUAGCACUAAUAGUGGGAAAGUCUCGUCCACAUUAAGUCCAUUAGCCAGUUUGGUAACCCAGACACAUCUCACCCACUGCAUUUAUACUCAGGAGAAAGUACGCGAUGUCACGCCGAGAAAGCUCACCCUCGAUUUGAAGGAGCACACGGAAACGAUACGAGUUUCUCUCUUCUCCGCCCUGUCUCGAGAAAUGCUUAUAUCCGUGCAGAGCGUGGUGGAAUUCGCGAAGAGAAUACCGGGGUUCACAUCGCUGCCGCAGGAUGAUCAACUUAUUUUGAUAAAGACGGGAUUUUUCGAAAUCUGGGCGGUAUACGUGGCCCCAAUGACGACAAAGGAUUCCGUCACGCUGUCCGAUGGACUCACGUUGAAUAGGAAGCAUCUCGAUAUUGUGUAUGAGAAUGAAUUCACCAUCUCGUUGUUUUCACUGUGGUCAAAAAUCUCCAAGUGGACCGACUCGGACCUGGCACUCUUAUCCGGAGCUUCUUUGCUCUCCCCGCAACGCCACCUUCUCACCAACCAUUCCACCAUCGUUUUGACCCAUUCGCAAAAUCAGAUCCUCGACUCUCUCAACAAAUCCGACCUUUCCCCCAUUCUCAGCGAUCUUCGAAGGAUUGGAACAGCUCAUGGCGAAAUAUUGGAUUGGUUUCGACAACACUGGAACAAACUGGUGUGCGUGCCACCAUUGUUCGCAGAGAUAUUCGACAUUCCAAGAUCCAUCGAGGAUGAAAAUAUGUACAACAGUAGUUAACAAAUUUACAUGUACAACCAGCAAUUAAUUCAAGUCUACCCCCAUAUAAUACAUACACACCAUAUUUAUAUUUACACGCGAAGAUGAUCUAGUACUCUUAUCAUGUAAAACGAGCAUGUAGGACUGAGAGGAGAAGACAGAUAAAAAAUAAAUCCAGGUAUUCACUGCCGUUGUAAAUGAUAUGUAGGUAUGUAAGACAUCAACGUCAAUUUUUACCGUAAAAAUAGAAUGACAGGAAUAAAAAAAGCAGAAUAGUUCGGGGGAAUUAUGGUCUCCGUCGUUAUACGACGCCUACUACUACCAGUACCACGCAUAUAUUUUGUGCAGGAGAUCACACCCCCGAAUAAAUAUCACUACGAAACCCGAUGUCCAAUUAACGUGUAGGCUUGCUGGCCUUGAGCUUAUGCCAUUAUCAAUGUAUCCAUUACUACAAAAUAUUAUAAAACUAAUUGAUAUUUCUACAAACAAUAUUUCUAAAUGUUUUACACUUAUUAUACACUUACAUAAUAAUUAAUGUCGUAUUUUGAUAGUUUUUUUUUCUCUCUCCUUUUCUCUCGGCAUGUUGCAAUUUAUUUAUUUAUUUAGGUAACAAAGAAAUAUGUAUCAUGUAGGAGUUAGUUGACCUGACCUAGCAAAUAUCAAGUCCAUCUACACAUUGUUAUGUGUGUGAGUUGUAUAAUUCUACGAAAAAAUUGUGAUGUUUAUAUCAAUUCCAUUAUAAACUAGGAUUAUAUUCCGGAAAAUAUUUCUUAUUAUUAAAUAUCGUGGUCGAUAUUAUUAUAUAGAUUUUUGUGUAAGGAGUUUAUCGUCGCUCUUUUUUUAUGAAGGAUAUCUUUUUGGCAAGUAAAUAUAUCGUGUACUUACUUACACAGGAACCAGAUUUACAGAACAAGUUCAAUAAUAUUACCAUCUUUUUUAUGAGAGCAGAAUUUAUAUUAAAUCGUAUACCCAGCAUUAUUUACAAAAAUAUUGAUUGAUUGUGUAUUGUGUAACACAAGAAGAAAACUGGAAAAUAAUACUUUGUUUGAAGUGAUACGUGAGGAAAUGAGACAACGAGUUUUAAUUAAUUGUGAUGGAGAUUUAUUGUAAAAAACAAGAGAGAUCACAUCUCUUGUGUGAUGAUUUGUCAAAAAAUAUGUACCUUCACUCUUGUUAAAUAUCAAAAUACUUAUCUAGAGGUUGGCUGUGUGCACUAUUUAAUUCGUAUAUCCUUGUACACUUAACACAGUAAUUGUAGUACAUCUAAUCACUUAAUUAUUACCGAAACUCAAAGUUCAAAGGAUUUAUAAUCACUGAUGAUGAUUGCAUGCUGCAUUUUGAUACGAAUUUAUGUAAGAGCAUUACUUACGUGAGGAUGCUAUUUAUUGUGUGAGCGGAUAUUAUAUUAAAGUCUGUUUGUUUCUAAAAGGUUAAUAUUUAUUGUAAAAUGUGGAGAAGAAGAAGUAUAGUUUAAGGUUUAUGUAUGAUGAAUUUAUGCAUGUUGGAGUGUGAACUAGUUAUGUAAUCGUAGUAAAAAGUAGAUAUCUAUAUAGCCUCGUCAUACAUCCAUACUUAUUUUGUCGUUGUGUUAAAUUAGUUGUCUCUCUCUGGGUGGGUGUGUACGAGUUGCAUAUUAUUAGGUUAGUGACGAAAUGAUGAUUAUCAAUCAAUGAAGAAGCGCUGCAUGUGGUGGUGAUGAUGACGAUGACAAAAAGUCUGUGAAUGUGUUUGCCAAUGUUACAAAAAUCCAUACAUAUUGUUGUUAUUGUUUCCUUACUAAUUGAGUAUACAUUUUCUAAGUGUUUACACAUUUUAGUAGUAUAAUAAAUAAUUAAGGAGAGAAAAAAAGUGUACGAUGAGACGAGGAAAAUGAGAUAUACAUAAGUGUGUACGGAUUAUUAAAGAUGUAUGAAAACGUG